This is a messenger RNA of Zootermopsis nevadensis, 947 nucleotides long. RefSeq names its product optix (gene Optix). Gene Ontology annotation, cellular component: nucleus; transcription regulator complex. Gene Ontology annotation, biological process: regulation of transcription by RNA polymerase II. NCBI's taxonomy places the organism in Eukaryota, Metazoa, Arthropoda, Insecta, Blattodea, Termopsidae. Gene Ontology annotation, molecular function: DNA-binding transcription factor activity, RNA polymerase II-specific; RNA polymerase II cis-regulatory region sequence-specific DNA binding. The record is from RefSeq and is a predicted model, not a curated record.
CCGCCCCCACCCAUUAUACCGAGCCCCAUGUUCGCAUUACCGACGCUGAAUUUCACGGUCUCGCAAGUGGCCGCCGUGUGCGAGACGCUGGAAGAAAGUGGUGAUAUCGAGAGGCUUGCACGAUUCCUCUGGUCGCUUCCCGUGGCGCACCCGAACAUCUCGGAACUCAAUAAAAACGAAGCCGUGCUGCGGGCGAGGGCCAUAGUGUCCUUUCACAGCGGCAAUUUCAGAGAUAUGUACACCAUAUUAGAACACCAUAAGUUCACGAAAGAGUCACACGGAAAAUUACAGGCGAUGUGGUUAGAGGCGCAUUACCAAGAAGCCGAGAAACUGAGAGGACGUCCUUUAGGGCCAGUGGAUAAGUACAGAGUUCGCAAGAAGUUCCCACUGCCCAGGACGAUCUGGGACGGCGAGCAGAAGACACACUGUUUCAAGGAGAGAACCAGGAGUCUGCUUAGGGAAUGGUACCUGCAGGACCCGUACCCUAAUCCCACGAAGAAGCGGGAGUUAGCGCAGGCAACGGGACUCACACCGACUCAGGUCGGCAACUGGUUCAAGAAUCGCCGGCAGAGGGAUCGCGCGGCUGCCGCUAAAAACAGGAUGCAGCAGCAGCAGCAGUUGGCAGCGCAGUUAUCGCAUCACCACGGAUCACCGCGGAGAUCCGCCGAGCCUCCCCACAGCCCCGCAGCGGCCAGCACUACGUCAGAUUCGAGUAUCAGCCUCGGGGCACACUCGCCCCCCAUCUCCACAUCGCACACACAACCCCACACUUUGCCCCUAGCGCUUCACCGCCCUUUCUCACCCCCCAGGCUCACGUGAUAUCGGCCCCCACACCCGCCCCCCGGAUGUUGGUGACAGUAGAAGUUUGACCUCCAGUUCACCUUUCUGUCUGGUCACCUAGAGCGGGUGUUUUCAAGUGACACAAGACACUUACCUGUGUUUAUUGA